Molecule: messenger RNA, 210 nt
Organism: Linum tenue
Lineage: Eukaryota; Viridiplantae; Streptophyta; Magnoliopsida; Malpighiales; Linaceae
Source: the annotation of a GenBank genome assembly
GUUGGGGUAUGUAUGACUACAUCCGACGGGAUGUGGGGUAUGUUUCCCGGGAGAGUUAUUAGCAUGGGAGUAGCCAGGCGCCUAUAAGUAAAACAUGAUAAGAUGCAUAUGCAUAAGUCAAGAUGGUUGAGUCUUUUGCCUAUUGGGAUGUCGGAUGGCUGAGGUCUGAUCCUAGUGCUUGGGCUUAUUUGCUAGAUGUAUGGUAGGGGU